Miscanthus lutarioriparius is the source of this 2436-nucleotide messenger RNA. Lineage: Eukaryota; Viridiplantae; Streptophyta; Magnoliopsida; Poales; Poaceae. The record is from the annotation of a GenBank genome assembly.
AUGAAAACAGAUGCAACUCAGGAACUGGAAUCUUGUGUCAACAGAUUUAUCGAUGACAGCAUCAGGGUCCUCCCCCAUGUGGAACAGAUCAAUUCCACUCUCGUCCACCGCUACACCCGCCUCAUCACCGCUGCGUCCGCCUCCUCCCCAGUCUCCCUGCGCGCCCUCCUCCCCAUCCAUGCCCGUGCCAUCGUCCUCGGUGUAUCCACCAACCCGACCUUCGCCACCAGCCUCCUCGCCGGCGUGGCGCCCGCCUCCCUCGCCUACGCACGCAUGGUGUUCGACGCCGCGCCUGUACGCAUGUGGAACACCCUCCUCCACGCGCACGCCCACUCCCAGUCGUCGCACGCUACCGACACCCUCGCCCUCUACAAGCGGAUGCGCGCCGCAGGCGUCACGCCGGACCAUUACACCUACCCUAUUGUGCUUCCAGCUUGCGCGGCUGCGCGCGAGCCGUGGCUCGGACGGGCCGCACACGGCGACGCGGUGCGGUUCGCGCUCGCUGGGGAUGGGUUCGUGCGCAGCGCUCUCAUCGCGAUGUACUUCCAGGAAGGGGAGGUUGCAGACGCUGAGCUGGUCUUUGCGGAGAGCCAUGGCUCGUCCCGGACGGUCGUGUCGUGGACUGCCAUGGUUGCUGGCUACGUGCAAAACUACUUCUUUGGGGAGGCAGUUGCGCUGUUCGGCACGAUGGUUGCCGAGGGGCCAAGAAUGGCUGUAUGCCGGGGGUUUGAUGCAAACAUUCCGUUGGCUAAUGCGCUCAUCGCAAUGUAUGGGAAGUGUGGGAGCAUUCCCAUGGCAGAAGCUUUGUUUGAGGGAAUGGCAGUACGCAGUCUGGUUUCCUGGAACACGAUGGUUGCAAUGCAUGAACAACAUGGUGAUGUGGUUGAGGCAAUCAAGUUAUUCUGUAGGAUGCUUAAUGAGAAGGUGGGGUUUGAUUGUGUGACUUUGGUCAGUGUUCUGUCUGCUUGCGCACACUCACGAGCCCUGGAGACUGGCAAAUGGGUGCAUGAGUUUGCCCGGAAUCAUGGGCUUGACACAGAUGCAAGGAUCGGCAAUGUUCUUGUUGAUAUGUAUGCAAAGUGUGGCGAGAUUGCUAGUGCAAGGAAUGUCUUUGACUGUUUGCGUAUGCGGAGUGUUGUGUCCUGGAGUGCCAUGAUAAGUGCAUAUGCUAAUCAUGGUGAUUCUGAAGGGGCUCUUAAAAUCUUCUCCCUGGUGAAAAGUGGAGGCGUGAGACCAAAUUCGUUCACAUUCACUGCAGUUCUAGUGGCAUGUGGCCACUCAGGCCUUGUCAAUGAUGGACUAAAGCAUUUCAACAGCAUCCUUUCUGACUACCAAAUGUCGCCUACAGUGGAGCACUAUGCCUGCAUGGUUGACAUGCUAGGGUGUGCUGGUAGAAAUCAUCAGGGGAAUGUCUCUGCGCCCAGACAAGUGCGUGUGGGAUGCAUUCCUUGGGGGUUGAUUUUCAGACAUGAGUUUGAUGUAAUUUUCAUAUCAGAGCAACAAAAUUAUUGGAAACAAAGACCGCCUUCAAGGAGGAGAUCCACAAAGUCCCCAGACCACUUGCUGACCAAGUCCGAUCCGCCUCGCUACUCACUCCACCGUGCCGGGGCUGCUUGCGUGUCGCCACGUCUGCUAAUCAUGGAUAGCUCCGAUCGCUUCCUAUCAGUCAGGUGGUCGAUUGUUGGCAUUGCUCCAUUAGUUGAUUGGCUAGCAUCCAAGAAAAUUAGUUGCAACAUAGUUACUGCUCAUGGAAGUACUGCAACCGGACCAACUUGUUUGGAGGAACCACUAUUGGCAACCAUGUCCCACUCGUCGUGCCUUGGUGUGCAGCAAUCAUCGGAAGCAGAAAUUAAAGCACGGUCCACCCACAGCCAUGUAGAAAGCAGAUAUGACUCUUCAGCUCAGAUAGCUCAGAACAGUGGAGGGCAUGUUGCAGGCAGGGGGUGUUUACCUCUGCGGGCCGACCAUCGGCCCAUCCCCAGCCCCAGCGGGAAAGGACUGGACAAAGGAGGAGUCGCCGGCGCUGCGCGUCAGUGCCCUGGACUCUGGGAGUACGCCGGGACGGGGCCAAGCCCAACCUUAGCCGCGACUGCAGCUGCUCCUCUCUGUCCCUCAGCGGCUGAGAAUGCAGAUGCAGCGGAGGAAAUACAGCAUAUGGAGAAGCUCAGCGCCAUUGGAGUCCGGGAUGUCGACCUUGUCAUGAUGCUUGCCACCAGUGAAAGGUCAUCUCAGGAUAAUUUAAGGAUGAAUCCUGCUGAUGGGACUGUUGUGAACCCUCAAGCUUUUCAACAACAUAUUCGAGGUCAUUCACAUCUUAUCCCACAGCUCCUUCAGAAUGAUCCUCAACUACGACAAGCUAUUCUUGGAGAUGACACCAAUGAGCUACAGAAUAUCCUGCGGUCCCGCCACGAACGGAAAAACGAAACUGAAACGUAA